GCCCAUUCAAGUCCGGCCCAAAGUGCAGCCUGCCGGGCCUAGGGUUUGUAAGCGCCGCAACACUAUAAAAACGAGACUCCAAAACUCGCCGUGCUUCCGCAGCCACCACUCCAACCCUCGAACGAAGCAGAUCGGCGGCGCGUCACUCCAAUCACCGUUAGGGUAAAUGGCGACGGUUCCGGAUUCCCUUGUCUGGGAGCUUGUCAAGAAGAAUAACUCCUUCCUGAUCAAGCAAUUCGGCAACAGCAAUGCCAAGGUUCAGUUCAGCAAGGAGCCCAACAACCUCUACAAUGUCCACUCAUACAAGUACUCUGGUCUGGCAAACAAGAAGACUGUGACAGUGCAGCCAGCUAGUGAUAAGGAGAUGUCUGUGGUCCUAUCGACAACCAAGACAAAGAAGCAGAACAAGCCUGCUGCCUUCUCCCACAAGACUGUCAUGCGCAAGGAGUUCUGCAAGAUGGCGAAGGCUGUCAAGAACCAGGUCAGUGACAACUACUACAGGCCCGACUUGACCAAGCCUGCCCUUGCAAGACUGAGCGCAGUUUACCGCAGCCUCCAGGUAGCCAAGUCUGGUGUCAAGAAGAAGAACAGGCAGAUGAAGUAAAAAGGAGAAAAGAACUUGUUUUGUGGAGGUGUUGGCCUAUGUUUCCAACUUUUUUGCUUUGUUCUAAAAGUAUGGUGUCUAAUAUGAUGAAUGAUGUGCUCAGCGGACUGUUACAAGUUUUCGUAGUAGGUUCUAUGUCUGUACCAAUUACAUCGUGUGGAGCCUCUUGAAAUCAUUUCCAUCAUUGUUGCCCUUCGAGUCCUUUGGUUGUUAAUCUGCGUGAUUCUAUAAUUGCUUGGAUUGCUGUUGAUCACAA
Molecule: messenger RNA, 860 nt
Organism: Brachypodium distachyon (stiff brome)
Lineage: Eukaryota; Viridiplantae; Streptophyta; Magnoliopsida; Poales; Poaceae
Product: 60S ribosomal protein L28-1
Exons: 4
Coding region: 167-604 (145 amino acids)
Biological process (GO): translation
Cellular component (GO): cytosolic large ribosomal subunit; ribosome
Molecular function (GO): structural constituent of ribosome
Source: RefSeq, a predicted model, not a curated record